This is a messenger RNA of Plodia interpunctella (Indianmeal moth), 1312 nucleotides long. RefSeq names its product upstream of RpII140 (gene 140up). The transcript is spliced from 5 exons. NCBI's taxonomy places the organism in Eukaryota, Metazoa, Arthropoda, Insecta, Lepidoptera, Pyralidae. Gene Ontology annotation, cellular component: mitochondrion. The record is from RefSeq and is a predicted model, not a curated record. Bases 210 to 974 code for a protein of 254 amino acids.
CUAGCUUAUGUCAAAACAAAAUAAAUCCCAAAUAUACCUACCUAGUUUUCUUCGCUGGUUACGCUAUUACUUGUAGUAAAUAUAGGUAUUUCAUUUUGAGGCUUGAUUUACAAUCAAAUAUUAUAUGCACGUGUAUCUUCAUUGAGUGCUACUAUAAUGAGAUUUUUUUGUUAACCUCAAACAGGUCCGGUAGCUUACGUGUUUACAAGAUGCUUAGAUCUGUCGUGAGAUUGACUCCAACGUUUAUAAUCCCAAUUUUCAAAAAUCGCAACGAAAAUGACUAUGUCUCAAAUUCUACACAACCUGUUGUUUCGAAGACAGGUUGGGAGCGAGUGAAAAAGAUGUAUUCUAGAGAUGAGUUUGAAGUAAUCUCUGUGGAAUUAAACAGUGUUGUACAAGCCUCAUUAGCCGGGGCCUUUAUAGGAGCAUGUAUGGGAGGUUUUGUUUCUUCCCGGCAAGCAUAUCUGUAUUUUAUUGAGAACAAUCAAGCAACAAUCUUUAAGUCAACAAUGGAAGCAAAGAAAAAACUACAGGAUAAGGUUACAAUAGGCUUUGCACAUGGUGCUGUUCGUUGGGGAUGGAGGCUGAGCCUUUUCACUGGAAUGUUCAGCUUAAUAGCCACUACAAUCUCGGUCUAUAGGGAUGAUACAUCUCUAACGCAAUUUAUUACGGCUGGAGCACUUACGGGGGGAAUUUAUAAGCUUCAUUUAGGCACUGCUGCCACCUUCGUCGGAGCUGGUUUAGGUGCAGCACUAAGUGCUGUGUUUGGAGGAGCUAUCCUGGGAGUUCUAUAUCUAUCUGGAUUUUCAAUGCAAGACAUUAGGCAAUCAUUGUAUAGAAUAAAAUUAGCAAGAGAAGACCAAUACAAUCAGGUUUUAGAAAAUGCAGCUACAAUAAAAAAUGAUGAACUGACAAAACACCAUGAUAAAUUAGUACAAGAAAAAGGGCAGAUAACGGUUGAAAAUAUUGAAUAGAUUGUGCACUGUAUAAUUGGAUUGUUUAUACACAAUAGGUAUUUCAUCAUAAUCAGCCACAGCAAGACAUAUUUGUUGGCGCUUUAAAUAACGCCAAUUGAAGGUUUAUUCAUUAUUAUAACGUGGUAUCAGUCAACAUGUCUAGUUUAGACGUGUUGUGGACUUUCCACGUUUACGUGAAGGCACGUUAUAGCUAGAAAAAAAAAACGUGCAUGGAGAAUUGUCGAGUAUCUGUCAUCCUCUUCUCAUACUGUAUCCAUAAAUACUUUAAAUUAUUUUUAUAGAGAAUAAUGUAAAUAUGUAGUUUGUAGUUAAAUAUAUAAUUAUAAAUUAUAAAA